GCCCCUCCAGCAGAACCCACUUGUGCCCUGGGUCGGCGUGGAACUUGCUUUAGCUGCGAUGGAGUGUUGUGUCGCCAAUUUCAUUCAUAUUCCUCUCCCCACGGAAUCGAUUCCCUCAUUUUCCUGACCUGCAUUCCGCACUCUCCUCUCUGACGGUUCAUGAAUCUCCCUAGGCGAUCAGACGACGGCACUUCCUACCAUGCAGGGCCUCAAACGUCUGCAAGAAGCCAUCGAGCGGCACCGAGAGAACAAGGACAUCAAUAUCAAGUACAAAACUCCCCUCACCAUCCGCAACGUAAACACCUUCACCGACGAGCAAGCCAUCGACGAUGCCUGUAACCCAAUUCGCUGUGACCGACACGUACGAAUAUCUGAAUGGGUUCGGGGGAUCCAAAGAGUGGGCGCUCCCCCAGUACUGUGCUCAGUAGGACACUUGACUGACACUCGGCUACAGGAGUGAAGCCUUAAAAGGUGCUUUGCCCUUGGCGGCGAACUCUCCCCAAAAAUGUCCACUCGGACUCUACACUGAGAAGUUGUCUGGAACCGCUUUCACCGCUCCACGAGACGAGAAUCAGCAGUCAUGGCUCUACCGAAUUCUACCAUCGGCCAGUCACCAGAACUUCGAACCCGUCCCCGACUCCUCCCCAAAUUCCCUCACCUCUACCACGCCCAGUUUCGGCAAACACUUCAAUGCCAUUCCGAAUCAGCUGCGAUGGGAUCCAUUUGAUUUCGACCGGGAGUCGUCAUGGAUCCACUCACUGCACCUGGUGGCAGGUGCAGGUGACCCUACCAUGAAACAAGGACUCGGGAUGUACAUCUAUGCCGCUGGUUCCACAAUGCCCGACAAGUCGGCCUUUUACAGCGCAGACGGAGACUUCCUGAUUGUGCCGCAACAUGGCGUCCUAGACAUCCGAACCGAAUUCGGCAAGAUGCUGGUGCGACCGAAUGAAAUCUGCGUCAUUCCACGGGGCAUUCGUUACCACGUUGCACUGCAUGACAAUGAGCCAGUGCGGGGAUAUAUCAUGGAGCUAUACCAAGGACAUUUCAAAUUGCCCGAGCUGGGUCCAAUCGGCUCGAAUGGGUUGGCCAACGCACGCGACUUCCAGACACCCGUGGCCGACUUCAUCGAAGACCACGAGAAUACCGAGUGGACACUCUACGGCAAGUUUGGAGGCAACCUAUUUGCGGCCAAACAGUCGCACACACCCUUCGAUAUCGUGGCCUGGCACGGCACUUACUAUCCUUACAAAUACGAUCUAGGCCGAUUCAAUCCUGUGGGCAGUAUCUCCUACGAUCAUCCUGAUCCGUCUAUCUUCACUGUUCUCACUGCACCGUCGAUACCUCAUGGAGCGGGUACAGCGGUGGCAGAUUUUGUUAUUUUCCCACCUCGGUGGUUGGUUGCUGAGAACACCUUCCGACCACCGUGGUAUCAUCGCAACACCAUGUCCGAGUUUAUGGGCUUGAUCAUGGGCAACUAUGAUGCCAAAGGUGCUGGGAAAGGUGGAUUCCAGCCGGCUGGAGCCAGUUUACACAAUACCAUGAGUGGGCAUGGACCAGACAUGCAGACAUUCGAAAGGGCGUCAACAAUGGAAUUGGCGCCACAAAAGGUGGGAGAGGGCAGCAUGGCGUUCAUGUUUGAGAGCUGCUUGAUGGUUGGCGUUACUGAAUGGGGUUUGAAGACUUGCCAGAAAGUGCAAGAGUCAUAUAAUGCUCAUUCCUGGGGACCUUUGAAGGUUCAUUUCAAGCGACCGGAAACGUCGCGAGGUGUUGGUAACGACGAAAAGAAAAACGGCGUGGGUGAUGCUAAAGAUAUGAGCAGCGUCCAUGAUAUCAAGGGCAAAUGAAAAGAGAGGCUAUUGACUGGAUGCUAUACACGUAUGAGAUGGGUAAUGUCAUGAUAUUGAUGCUUCAAAGGACCUGCCUGUACCUAAUAUUUGUUGGCCUUUGUGAACAAUCACAACGUUCAACAUGCUUUCGAGAGUAAAGCCCAGUGUCCAUGAUUUACGGUGAUUAUCACGACGACUUAUCUUGAAACCCUAAGCUAAACCAUCGCCAACAGGACUGUUCCGUAUGAUUUCUUUGAAGUCUUAUGUUUCGGACAAACAACCUAACUUUCUUUUCUAUGCCCCAUUCCAAAGCAAGUCCAUCUCAGUUAGACGCCACAAUGUGCAUAAGGGAGGGUAAUGUCACGUGCCAGCACCCAGCACGAAUAGGGCUGCAUGAGUUCUACGUCAGCACGUGAUUUCACAGGGCAGAAUUUGCUUGCAGGAGAAUAUGU
Molecule: messenger RNA, 2278 nt
Organism: Exophiala xenobiotica
Lineage: Eukaryota; Fungi; Ascomycota; Eurotiomycetes; Chaetothyriales; Herpotrichiellaceae
Product: homogentisate 1,2-dioxygenase, variant 2
Exons: 3
Coding region: 792-1844 (350 amino acids)
Biological process (GO): L-phenylalanine catabolic process
Cellular component (GO): cytoplasm
Molecular function (GO): homogentisate 1,2-dioxygenase activity
Source: RefSeq, a predicted model, not a curated record